Manis javanica (Malayan pangolin) is the source of this 4518-nucleotide messenger RNA. It is a transcript of the gene MYO1C, whose product is annotated as myosin IC. The record is from RefSeq and is a predicted model, not a curated record. Gene Ontology annotation, cellular component: plasma membrane; microvillus; actin cytoskeleton. Lineage: Eukaryota; Metazoa; Chordata; Mammalia; Pholidota; Manidae. Gene Ontology annotation, biological process: actin filament organization; endocytosis; actin filament-based movement. Gene Ontology annotation, molecular function: ATP binding; microfilament motor activity; actin filament binding.
AGGCGGGGACGGCGGGGGAGUCCCGCGCUUAUCGGGCUCGCGGAAAGGGCGGUGCGGGGGCGGGACAGCCCCUCCCUCGCUGACGACGCCGCCGCGCCCCGGGCCGAGAGCACCGGCAGCGAAGCGGGGCGUCAGGCCGGCCGGGCAGGAUGCGCUACCGGGCGUCGGCCCUGGGCAGUGACGGGGUGCGGGUGACCAUGGAGAGUGCAUUGACCGCCCGUGACCGGGUGGGGGUACAGGAUUUUGUGCUGCUGGAGAACUUCACCAGUGAGGCAGCCUUCAUCGAGAACCUGCGGCGACGAUUCCGGGAGAACCUCAUUUACACCUACAUUGGCCCUGUGCUGGUCUCUGUCAACCCUUACCGGGACCUGCAGAUCUACAGUCGGCAGCACAUGGAGCGUUACCGUGGUGUCAGCUUCUAUGAGGUGCCCCCCCACCUGUUCGCGGUGGCCGACACUGUGUACCGGGCUCUGCGCACGGAGCGCCGGGACCAGGCAGUGAUGAUCUCUGGGGAGAGCGGGGCAGGCAAGACAGAGGCCACCAAGCGGCUGCUGCAGUUCUAUGCUGAGACCUGCCCAGCCCCUGAGCGGGGGGGAGCUGUGCGUGACCGGCUGCUGCAGAGCAACCCUGUGCUGGAGGCCUUUGGAAACGCCAAGACCCUCCGGAAUGAUAACUCCAGCAGGUUUGGGAAGUACAUGGACGUGCAGUUUGACUUCAAGGGGGCCCCCGUGGGCGGCCACAUCCUCAGUUACCUCUUGGAGAAGUCCCGAGUGGUGCACCAGAACCACGGGGAGAGGAACUUCCACGUCUUCUACCAGCUGCUGGAGGGGGGUGAGGAGGAGACGCUGCUCAGGCUGGGCUUGGAGCGCAACCCCCAGAGCUACCUGUACCUGGUGAAGGGCCAGUGUGCCAAAGUCUCCUCUAUCAAUGACAAGAGUGACUGGAAGGUCGUCAGGAAGGCUCUGACGGUCAUUGACUUCACUGAGGAUGAGGUGGAGGACCUGCUGAGCAUCGUGGCCAGCGUCCUGCAUUUGGGCAACACCCACUUUGCUGCUGAUGAGGAGAGCAACGCCCAGGUGACCACCGAGCACCAGCUCAAGUAUCUGAGUAGGCUCCUUGGAGUGGAAGGCUCAACACUGCGGGAGGCCCUGACACACAGGAAGAUCACUGCCAAGGGAGAAGAGCUCCUGAGCCCACUGAACCUGGAACAGGCUGCCUAUGCCCGAGACGCCCUUGCCAAGGCUGUGUACAGUCGCACUUUCACCUGGCUGGUUGAAAAGAUCAACAGGUCACUGGCCUCCAAGGAUGCUGAGAGCCCCAGCUGGCGGAGCACCACAGUCCUUGGGCUCCUCGACAUUUAUGGCUUUGAAGUGUUUCAGCACAACAGCUUUGAGCAGUUCUGCAUCAAUUACUGCAACGAGAAGCUGCAGCAGCUCUUCAUUGAGCUCACCCUCAAGUCGGAACAGGAAGAAUAUGAGGCAGAGGGCAUCGCGUGGGAGCCUGUUCAAUAUUUCAACAACAAGAUCAUCUGUGACCUGGUGGAAGAGAAGUUCAAGGGCAUCAUUUCCAUUUUGGAUGAGGAGUGCUUACGCCCUGGGGAGGCCACAGAUCUGACCUUCCUGGAGAAGUUGGAGGACACAGUGAAGCACCAUCCUCACUUCCUGACGCACAAGCUGGCUGACCAGCGGACCAGGAAAUCUCUGGGUCGUGGGGAGUUCCGCCUUCUGCACUAUGCUGGGGAGGUGACUUACAGUGUGACCGGGUUUCUGGAUAAAAACAAUGACCUUCUCUUCCGGAACCUGAAGGAGACCAUGUGCAGCUCAGAGAAUCCCAUCAUGAGCCAAUGCUUUGACCGGAGUGAGCUCAGUGACAAGAAGCGACCAGAGACGGUUGCCACCCAGUUCAAGAUGAGCCUCUUGCAGCUGGUGGAGAUACUGAAGUCUAAGGAGCCUGCCUACAUCCGCUGCAUCAAGCCCAAUGAUGCGAAACAGCCUGGCCGCUUCGACGAGGUGCUGAUCCGGCACCAGGUGAAAUACCUGGGGCUGAUGGAGAACCUGCGCGUGCGCAGAGCCGGCUUUGCCUAUCGCCGCAAAUACGAGGCGUUCCUGCAGAGGUACAAGUCACUGUGCCCAGAGACAUGGCCCACAUGGGCAGGACGGCCCCAGGAUGGGGUGGCUGUGCUGAUCAGGCACCUUGGCUAUAAGCCAGAAGAGUACAAGAUGGGCAGGACCAAGAUCUUCAUCCGCUUCCCCAAGACACUGUUUGCCACAGAGGAUGCCCUGGAGGUCCGGCGGCAGAGCCUGGCCACGAAGAUCCAGGCUGCCUGGAGGGGCUUUCACUGGCGGCAAAAAUUCCUCCGGGUGAAGCAAUCAGCCAUCUGCAUCCAGUCUUGGUGGCGUGGAACUCUGGGCCGGAGGAAGGCAGCCAAGAGGAAGUGGGCGGCACAGACAAUCCGGCGGCUUAUCCGUGGCUUCAUCCUGCGCCAUGCGCCUCGUUGCCCUGAGAACGCCUUCUUCCUGGACCACGUGCGCACCUCUUUUUUGCUUAACCUGCGGCGGCAGCUGCCCCGAAACGUCCUGGACACUUCCUGGCCCACACCCCCACCUGCCCUGCAUGAGGCCUCAGAACUUCUACGGGAGCUGUGUAAGAAGAACAUGGUGUGGAAGUACUGCCGGAGCAUCAGCCCUGAGUGGAAGCAGCAGCUCCAGCAAAAAGCCGUAGCUAGUGAGAUCUUCAAGGGCAAGAAGGACAAUUACCCCCAGAGCGUCCCCAGGCUAUUCAUCAGCACACGACUUGGUACAGAUGAAAUCAGCCCCAGGGUGUUGCAGGCCCUCGGCUCUGAGACCAUCCAGUAUGCAGUACCUGUAGUGAAAUAUGACCGUAAGGGCUACAAGCCCCGCUCACGGCAGCUGCUGCUGACACCCAGUGCUGUGGUCAUCGUGGAGGACGCCAAAGUCAAGCAGAGGAUUGAUUAUGCCAACCUGACCGGAAUUUCUGUCAGCAGCCUGAGCGACAGCCUCUUUGUGCUGCAUGUGCAGCGUGAGGACAAUAAGCAGAAGGGGGAUGUGGUGCUGCAGAGCGACCAUGUGAUCGAGACACUGACCAAGACAGCCCUCAGUGCUGACCGUGUAAGCAACGUCAACAUCAACCAGGGCAGCAUCACGUUUGCAGGGGGCCCUGGCAGGGAUGGCAUUAUUGACUUCAUACCAGGCUCAGAGCUGCUCAUCACCAAGGCCAAGAACGGGCACCUGGCUGUGGUGGCCCCACGGCUGAAUUCCCGGUGAUGAAGGCACCCACUGGACCCCCUCCCACUUCCCAAUGCUUUCCGCUCACCCCCUCCUCCCCAUCCCAGUUACCAAAGACUCGAGCUUCCAGACAGGGACCCAGGGGCACCUCGAAGCCCGCCGACAGACCCCUGCCUCCUGCUCACCCCUCUCUUAGGGAGCGGCAGGGGCCAGGGAGCUGCCCUAGAGUGGGCCAGGCUGGCACACAGCAAUGGGAAAGCCAGGGCCGGAGGCAGCUGUGCCAGCCCCACUGCUGAUGCCAUAUAUUUGAGAGAAGGGAACUUUUGCUGAGGUUUUCUCUGAUAUUUUUUGAUGCUUUAUAGGAAAUUAUUUUUUGAAAAAGCCAUUUACCCACCCAAGACACACUGGAUGUGUUUUCCCUGAGUCCAGCAGGGCAGGGAAUGUAGCUGGUGUUUUCCCUGAGUCCAGCAGGGCAGGAAAUGUAGCUGAGAGGUUGGGUGGUUUGGGCCCUGGUGCCGUCUUCCCUGCCCAGGCCACCCUUUCCUCGUUCCCUUGGCACCUUGUCUGUCUGCCUGCCCACCCACCUGUACUCUUUGCAGCCCAUUUUGACAUCCCCCUGGGGGCUGGGACCACCCUUGCCUGCCUCCUCCUUCCUGCCUUAAAAAUGCCCUUUCAAUAUCACCCCAGCCUGAGGGUGUCCUGGAGUUGGAGAAGGAGCCUUGGACCAUAGAAUUUAGACACUGAGAGAUCAUCUGGUCUAGCCUGCUGGUACAGGGAAACAAGAGACUGGGAGGAAGGGCCUGCUCCUCACCUAGCAAGCUGGGGCAGAACCAGGACUGCCGCCUUGUCUUCAGCACACCUCACUGCCUCUUCCAGGGACAGGAGCCCCAUGAAGCAGGCUCAUGUUUUCAGGGUGCAUGUGGCCCCCUGACCAGCAAUCACCCCUGGGGGCCACCAGGUGGGAGGAGCACUCCUGCCUCAGUCCAUGCCUUAGGACGACAAACACCCUGCCCGUACACUUUGGCCCCAAUUCAAGCAUAUAGGGCCUUUACUGGCUCCUGGCUCCCUCACUGUCCUGGGGGCCUGGGGAAGGGGCUGCUGGCCUUGGGACGAACUACAGGGCCACCACCUCUUUCUGCUGCUUCCCCCCCCCCACACCUCUCCAGAGGGCCUGGGGGCUGCUCAGCUGCCUCUGCCUUCUUGGGGGCUCGGCCCACUGCUGACACUUCUGCAAUCCAGAGAAACACUAAAUAAAGCAAUAUGUGUCUGCCAA